This is a messenger RNA of Thamnophis sirtalis, 972 nucleotides long. The record is from RefSeq and is a predicted model, not a curated record. NCBI's taxonomy places the organism in Eukaryota, Metazoa, Chordata, Lepidosauria, Squamata, Natricidae.
UUGUACUUUUGACGGCUCCGAAGUUAGUUUGUUGUUUGAAACGUGUUCGUUUCAACUCGCACGAAGAGAUCUGUGUUAUUUUAACUGAAUCGUAACAACUGGGACUCGCUUGCCCUCCGUCCUUGCUCCGUUAAUAGCAGAGCCUCCGUUUGCUAUUAAGUUGAAUUCUCGGCCCAGCUGCUAAGUCCUAAAAUGCUCCGCCUGGGCCAAGCAGCCGCUGUGCUGCGAUUACUUUCUACGGAGGGCUGCUUGGGGACUGUAGGCAUCACCCCGAGAAGACCCGCGUCCGGAGAGAAGAAAAAAGAGAUCCUGUUACACGUGCAUGGCAAGGCAGACUGCGGAAUUGCAGAAAUUCAGAUGAACAGACCACAUGCCAGAAAUGCCCUGGGGAAAGUGUUUGUGGACGAACUAUAUGAAAUCCUUGAUGUUCUCCAUUUUGAUGAAAGUAUCCGUGCUGUAAUAGUCAAAAGCAAAGUAAAGGGUGUUUUUUGUGCUGGUGCCGACUUAAAAGAGCGAGCUCGAAUGAGUGAUGCUGAAGCUGACCAUUUUGUUCAGAGGCUCAGAAGUUUAAUGGACAACAUUGCUGCAUUACCAAUGCCGACUAUUGCUGCAAUCGAUGGUUAUGCCUUGGGUGGCGGCUUGGAAAUGGCCCUAGCUUGUGAUCUCCGAGUAGCAGCAUCGUCGGCUAAAAUGGGUUUAAUUGAAACUACCAGGGGACUUCUCCCUGGUGCAGGUGGAACACAGCGCUUAUCACGCUAUAUUGGCAUUGGCCUUGCCAAAGAGCUUAUUUUUACUGGCAGACAGAUUGAUGGCCAAGAGGCUUUCUCCAUGGGGCUACUUAAUCACGCAGUACCACAGAAUGAGGAAGGGGAUGCAGCAUACCAAAAGGCUUUGGUUUUAGCUGAAGAAAUAGUUCCUCAGGCUCCAAUAGCUGUGAGACUGGGUAAAUUGGCUAUAAACAAAGGGAUUGAG